CAGUUUCUUGGGGCAAUAUCGGAUCUGCAGCGGCUCCCGGGGUCGAGAUGCAACACUUCGGGGGCAACUUCUGGGGGGAGAAAAAUAAUGGUUUUGAUGUACUUUACCACAAUAUGAAACAUGGACAGAUCUCGGUCAAAGAGCUGGCUGAUUUUGUAAGGGAAAGAGCGCUGAUCGAGGAAUCCUACUCCAAGUCCAUGUCCAAGCUGUCUAAGAUGGUGAGCACUAACAGCAUGCUGGGGACCUUUGCUCCGAUGUGGGAGGUGUUUCGGAUUUCGGUUGAUAAGUUAGCGCUGUGCCAUCUGGAGCUGGUGAGGAAACUCCACGAUUUGAUUAAAGAGAUGAACCGAUUCAAUGAGGAGCAGGUCAAAGUGCACAGGAAGACGAAGGAGGAGGUUUCGGGAACGCUGGAAGCAGUCCAGAAUGUCCAAUCUAGUGUCCAGCUCCUGCAGAAGUGCAAGGACAAUUAUCACAGCAAGUGGCUGGAAUGGGACAAGCUGAAAAAGGACAGAGCAUCUCAGAAGGAAGUUGAUAAGGCAGAACUGAAAUCCAAGAAAGCUGCCAAGUCCUACAAGGCCAGCAUUGAGAAAUAUCACUGUGCAAGGUCCGACUACCAGCAGAUGGCGGAGGCUGCCCAGAAGUUCCAGCGAAUUGAAGAGAAUCAUCUGAGACACAUGAAGGCAUUAAUCAAAUCCUACUCCAACUCCAUUGAAGAUACACAUGUGCAACUGGGUCAGGUCCAUGAAGAGUUCAAGCAGAACGCAGAGAAUAUCCGAGUGCAGGAUCUGAUCCAGAAAUAUGUCCUGACCAAAGGCACUGGCAAGGAGAAGCCAGGGCCCGUCGAAUUUGAGGAGUGUAACCCAGAAGUGGUUCUGGAAGACAACAAUUCCAUGAGCAUCAAAGAAACCAAAAGGAAAUCAUUUGUGAUCCCGGGUCUCGGCAAGAGAGAGAAGGACACAGACUCCACGGGCUCUCCAGACGCUGACUCCAUUAAUUCCCCAGAGGUCGAUGAAGGUUACACCAUCAGACCUGAUGUGACCCAGAAUUAUAUCCUUGCCUCUGGACAGAGGACCUGCUGCUCCAGUGAUUCCGACUCUGACGAUGAUGAACCCCGAAGGUUCCACGUGGAAAUCAAACCAGUGACGGUCAAAGACCAGAAUGGUGAUCCUGAGAUUUCUGUGGAGCAACUGAAGGCGUCAAUAGGGAAUAUAGUCCUCUCCUCCAAUCCAAUGAUUCUGACCAAAAGGAAUUCCUCCAUCCACUUUGGGCUUGUAUGUGCCAAGAUUUUUAUUGCAUCCCUUGCCCAUCCACCGAUGUUCAUUUUGCCUCCCACUCUCCGUCUUCCCCACAGAACACAAUAUCCAAUUGCACCACUUCCUGUAGAUGGAAACUCUGAGGGAAUUCAUGUGAGAGAUGAAGAAACAACAGUAUACCAGUUUACUGCUCCAAGCUCCGAGCCCAACAGCCAAACCACCAUCUCGCAGAAUGGCAUCAGCUUUCUUGAUCCACUCUUUGGGGCAUCAGCAGAGCCCAUGUUUGACAAGUCCAGUCUCCCAGUCCAGUGUAACCAAGUUGGUGUAAACCCUCUGUCUCUGAGCCCUCCAUCCGGCUCCAGUAUUCUAGAGAUAGUUGAAGAUUCAGGUCUGGAUUCCCCUUCUCUGCCAACCACUGAGGGCUCUUCACCAUCUCCCGAGUCCAGGCCUUGGACCCCUCAGCCUGUCACACCACCAGUCUCGCUCCCGCUCAGCAGGACCUUCUCCCCAACCAUCGAGGACACUUUCCUUCAUUCCACCUGUGGCCCCAAAUCUAGUGAAAGCACCACCAGCACAGAUCCUCAGAGCUCGGAGAAGAGCUGCAACCCACCUGCAGAUAGAGGAUGGUCACCUGUAGAGCCUCGUGUGACAGCUGAACUCCCGGCUCCGGGCCUCCAUGGUUUGGCUGCUAGCAAUACUGCACCUGCUACAGGCCCGGCGAGUGUUCAAGCUGACGCCUCAGUUGGAAAAGCAGCACUGGUGGCACUGCCUCGCUGCCACUCAAGAAAGAAACUUCUCCCCCUUCAGCUGGACAGCACGGAUGUGUCUAGGUCCGUCAGUCCAAUGGCCACGACACCCCAGAGUCCUUCUGCCGCUGUCUCAAGUUUGGUUGAUGAAGCAGCUACAACACAUACCUCCCGAAGUCGAGCUACCACUCCUGCCUCAAGCAUCUCCCGAGGACCCAGCCCGGUGACACUAGGCUGCCACGAUGCUCUGCCAGUUGCAGCUGCCUUUACAGAAUGUAUUGAUGCCUAUUUCAAGGGUGGAGACUACACAAAUGUUAUCGUAAAGUUGACCGGAGAUGUCACCAUGUCCUUUCCAGCGGGAAUAGUGCGGAUCUUCAGUGGGAACCCAUCCCCUGCUGUCAUCAGCUUCAGGCUUUUGAAUGCCAACCGGAUCAGCCAGUUUCUGCCCCACACUCAGCUUCUGUACAGUGAUCUAUCGCAGAGUGAUUCCUACGUGAAAGAUUUCUGGUUGAACAUGCCUGCUCUCACAGCUCAGCUACAGAAACAGGCCACGGAGAACCCUAAUGCUUCCUACUUCAACAUUAGUCUCCUCAAGUACCAGGUUUCAGUAGCAGAUUGUCCAGCUGCUCCCCUGAGGGUUGCCGCUCGUUGGAAGUGCGAAUCCACCCACGCAGAGGUUGUGAUGGAUUAUGAAUACGCUGGGGAAAGCACGACGAUGGUGCUGAGCAAUCUGCAUGCCCUGAUGCCACUGGAAGGAACUAUCCGUAACAUCCAAUCCCACCCACCCGCUGCCUGGAACUCCAAACAGAAGAGACUUCGAUGGAAGCUUCCAGAUAUCAGCGCCUUGUCUGGAACUGAAGGAAAAGGCUCGAUCUGUGCCAGUUGGGAGGUAACUGAUGGUCCAAACAAACCCUUGCCCUUGGCACUGCAGUUUACGAGCGAAGGCAGCACUAUGUCGGGUGCUGAUGUUCGUCUUGUGGGCAGUGGAUACAGACUUUCGUUGGUAAAGAAGAAAUUAGUUACAGGCUGCUGUCCUGGAGAUUGUCAAUGCCCAGUAAGAAUGAAGAAUGUAUAACUUUUUUUUUGCACUGUGUUCUUGUCUGAAGUCACUGGAAUUACCCAGGGGGGGAGUGUUGGUUGGGCUUUGUUGCACUGUUAUUUGGAUUUGCUGCUUUGUGUGUAAAGCACUUGUGUGAAAAUGUGUAUACAAACACCUACACUUUAAGAGCUGCAUGUUUCCCUGAUGCCUAGUGAAUGAGGGGAGAGAUUUGAAUAAUUGGAUAAUUUGGAUGUUUUACUCAAUUGAGGAUUUAGCCUUGUGCUGACUGUACAGUGGAGCUUGAGGGGCUGAUUUAAUUGCCAAUGUCUCACCUUCCCGAACCACUACCUGCUCCAGAGGUGAAUAAAACUUUCAAUUAUAAUUGGAUAAAAUAAUACUAAAUGAGUUGGGAUGUGCUAAUGAAUAAUACCAUUCUAUGGAUUAAUCCCAACCACCAUUCAGGAGCUGAUUUAUUGGGGUCAAUGAGGGGAAUGAAGGAUUAUUGGGUGCCAUGGCAGGGAGGUGUCCACUCUUCAAACAGGUGUAACACACUUUCCCACAUCACUCCCCUUGUCCCUUACUCCCAAGCACUUUGGUUUUAAAAAGGUAAUUCUAUUCAAGGUGUUUUCUUUCCAAUUUACAUCAUGGAAGAAAAAUCAAGUUAACUUUCUAAGACCUCAUCAAAAAGGUUAAUAAUCUGAGAAAACAUUAAUAAUAUAUCCAGGGAACCCAUAGUGUUGGGUAAGUUUCCCCUUGACUGACUGUAUCAGAUGGUCUGGAAACUUAGAUAUCAUAAUAUUAUGAAGUGUACAUACACCUGAGAUUACCUAGGGAUUCUUUUAAGAAUGAGUCUUUAUCUGGGUGGUUGUGUUUGUUUUAUUUUUGCUUCUCAUUCUGUUUCACUGUCCCCCUGCCAGAGCUCUCCAAGUUCCAAAUGGGUUGAGGGCUCUUAGGAUUUGAGAUGCUGAAGGAGUGCAAGGGGUCCCUACGUUGAGUUGUAUUUACCUGAAUAUUGAUGGUGUUUGCUGUUCUGAGGUGAGGUUUUCAUUGUACACUGAACCAAGCAAUAAAAAGGACU
This is a messenger RNA of Pristis pectinata (smalltooth sawfish), 4116 nucleotides long. Its product is annotated as F-BAR domain only protein 2-like. Gene Ontology annotation, cellular component: clathrin-coated pit; cytoplasm; plasma membrane. Gene Ontology annotation, biological process: clathrin-dependent endocytosis; clathrin coat assembly. NCBI's taxonomy places the organism in Eukaryota, Metazoa, Chordata, Chondrichthyes, Rhinopristiformes, Pristidae. The record is from RefSeq and is a predicted model, not a curated record.